Paramecium sonneborni is the source of this 5713-nucleotide messenger RNA. The record is from the annotation of a GenBank genome assembly. NCBI's taxonomy places the organism in Eukaryota, Ciliophora, Oligohymenophorea, Peniculida, Parameciidae.
AUGAUGAACAUUAAGAAAAGAAAAGCAAAAUGUUGCAAAAAUACAACAAAAAUUUAAUAAUUGAACCAAGAAUUUGAAAGAAUUUUGAGAAACAAAAACAGUUCCUCACAAAAAUUAGUAUAAGAUUUACAAAAAUAAAUGUUAAGAGGUGGCGGAUGUGGAUGUUCGAUAGAAUAAGCUUCUUAAACUUCUAAUUUGCCAAGUUAUAUUCCAGCGGAUUUUUCUUCAAAUAUUUAAAAAUAUUCAAAUAUAAUUUCAGAGAAAGCAUUUCUAAUAUUUGAUAAAAUGAAAAAAAAUGAUGUUUUAAUAGCAUUUUUAUGGUUUUAAGAUAAUGCUAUUAAUAUUUAGUCCUUGUGUUUAAAUGAUUAAAUGACCUUAAAACAUUAUCCUUUAAUUGAAAGUACUUUAGAAAACUUAAUGAAAUGUCUUGAUAUUUAUUUAAAAAGUUCAGGAUAUUUAUUUUAUUAUUUACUUUAAAUUUGUAAUUGUUUAAUAAGAGUUAUUUUUUCAUAUCAAUUGAAAAAUGAAGAUAGAUUUAUGAAAGAGAGCUUAAAAUAAAUUUUUUUAGAAUAAAUAGAUAAUAUUGAAAUUUUGAUGAAAAUAGAAUCUACCAAUAUUUGGAUCACUGGUGUUGAAUUCGAACUUUAAUUGAUAAAAACAUGGCUCUCUCAUUGUCGUACUAAUUGUUAGAAAACUAAAGAAUUAGGAUUAGCUGUAUUAAGUGGAAUAGUAUCUUCAAUUGCAUAACUUAAACCUAGUGAUGAAUUAAUACAAUCUUUAUAUGAAAGUGCUAAAUUUAUAUUGAUGAAUUUUUUUGAAUGCUAAAUAAAGAAUCCAAUAUAAAAAUAUGAAAUAUAUUACUUUUUUGAAAGCCUGAAAUGGUCUAUUUUAAAUUAGUUGUUGAAAGGCUGUUCUGUAUAAAAAUAGAUUAAAUAAAUUGAAGAAGGUUAUAAAAAAUAUAUAGAACCAUCAAAAGAUUGGAUGAUACAUUUUUGUUGGAUAAAUGUUAUAUCUGACUUAAUUUCAUAUAGACCUAUAAUAGACAAGAGAAAUCUUCCAAAUAUAAUUAAAUCUACCUAACCAGCUUAUGAACUUUUUAAAUAGCUAUUAAAUUGUUAAUAUAUAGUUUCUAUUCCUUAUGAUAAAAAUUAUGCAAGAGUUUAAAUUUUUAAUGUAAAAAAAUCCAACUAUUAAAUAUUUAAGGAAAUAAAAUUAUUUUAAGAGUAUCUCGUAUCUGAAGAAGUUCAUGAACUCAACUUUUGGCAUUAAUAUAUUAAUUUUGAAAUUAAUAAUAAAUAAAAUUCUAAUUUAAGCAAAUAUGAUUUAAAUUUAUAGUUACUGAGAAGUUAAACAAACUGUGAUGAAAUUUUUUAGUUAAUUACACUUUUAGAAAAUUUAAGAGAUAAGAUUUUAAAAUUAAUUGACGAAGUAACUUCAAAAAAAUUAUUAUUUAAUAAUAAAAAUGUAUAAUAAAUAAAACUUAAUAUCUAAAAAUAAGAUCUAAAAUCUGAAUUGAAAUAAUUAAAAUAAAACACUUUAUAAUUCAUAUAUAUUUGUAAUGAAAUUGAUUUCAAAUUAAAUUAAGAAAAAGUAAAAAUAAGCAUAAUUAUGGAAACUUUAAAAUUAAAUGAAGAAGCUUGUUAAUUAAAAUCAGAAAAAUACUUAUUUAUUGAUUCCUUUGAUAAAAUUUAAUAAUCUUUUAAAUAAUUGAAACUAAAUUAAGUAUUUGAUGUUUGGUUUCCCUUAUUUAAAUUUAUACAUAUAAAUUAUGAUGUUUUAAAACCAAAGGAUUAAAAGGAAUUAGAUGAAGGAAAUACUUAUAAUUAAGUAUUAUUUAACUCUACUGUUACUCAAGUUAUUGAUCAAGUAAAUAUGUUAAUUAACUUAAUAAAAGAAUUCUAAUAAAACUUUACAUCAAUAUUAUGCCCGAAAAAAUUUGAAUUGGUAAUUGAAGAAACAUUAGAAUUAAAAAUACUGUAAGAAAAAUUAAAAGAAAUUUAUUCAUUAUCUUUUUUCAAAUCAAUGAUAGUUUAAUCAAAAUAAUUUAUUUAAAAGAAUUUCUCAGUUGAAAAAUGGGAAUUAUAGUCAGCAAAUUACCAAUAGUACUUAAUUGAGUCUAGGAGUCUUAUUGUUAUUAUUUUUGCAAUUUAGAGACUUUUAUAAAUUAAUAGUAUUAAAUUAAAAAUAGUUUAAGAAAAAUUAACUCAAUAGUUGAGUUAAACAUAAGAAAAUAAUUUGAACAGUUUAAGCAAGGGAAAUUUUAAAGAUUAAAUUCUUAAAAUAAAAAAAAGCCAAAAAGCAAAAUUAGAAUUAAUUUAAAGUAAAUAAAAUUCUACAGAGUUGAGUUAAGGUGAAACUUAAGAAUAUGCUGAUUUUAUUUAAUCAAUACUUUAAGACAUUGCAAGGGUUUCUAAUGCCGAUUUUGAUUAAGAUUUUAAAAAUAGUUUUAUAACUAUUUUUAAAGAAGUAAUUAAUAAAUUAUAGAAAAUUUUAUUUAUACCUAACAAUAAAGCUUAAAUUAUAAAAGAAAUCUUAGAAAUUUAUGAAAAAAAAUUUGAAAGUUUUACUAAUGAAGAUCCAGAUUUAAUUAGAAAGAAUUCUUAGCUUGUAAUAAAGGAUGAGAAACAAUAAAAUAGUAAGCCUAAUAAAAAAGAAAAUAAUUCUUAUUAAGUACCUGAAUUAAUUAAAUCUCUAAGCAAUAUAUUGUAAAUGAUAAAAAAAAUAAAAUUCGUACUAAAAACUAAUUUAAAUAUUCUUUUAAUGAUGCAAAAUGAUCAAAAUAAAGAAUAAAACUCAAACUCAAAUAUUUAAGACAUUGUAAAUAUAGAAUCAAUUCUAAAAAACCUUUAAGAGUAAAUUUAAAAAAACAUUUAACAAUUAGAAAAUAUCAGUGAGAAUAUAGUUAAUAAAGAAGAAGAAAAUACGCUAAAUUAAUGUUAAUAAUGCGAUUUAUAUUAAUCUUAUUUAACUUUGUUUGAUUCAAAUAUAAAUCAAUCAGAUAUGAUGGACAAUUAAUUUGAAGAAAUUAAACUUGAUGAGAAUCUGAAUUUUAUGUUUUAGAAAUAAAAUUUGGAAUCAAUCUAAUAAAAAAAUUUAGGGAUAUUAACUGUAUUUGAUAAUACUUCUUAUAAAGUGAGAGAAGUACUUGUAUUUAAUUUGAUAAGAGCUUAAUAUAUUGUUUAAGAGGGAACAAUAUAAGAAAUAUGUUCUAGCCUUUUAAAACAAAUUUGGAUUAUUGAAAAAAAUCCUAGUGUAAGGAAAGUCUUAUAAAAUCAAGAGAUGAUUGAAAUGUAAAAAUAAUUAUUUUCAAAAGAUCUUUCUUUAUUUUCAAAUUAAUUAAAACAAGAUAUGUAAAAUAAAUUAAAAUAAAUUGAGGAAUUAGAGAAUUAAAUCUUUUAAAAUGAUAAUUCAGAGGAAUUAUAAAUUUAGUUUUAGCAAGCUUUUAAUGAAUUUGAAAUAUUUUUAGAUAAUUUAGAUGAUAUGUCUGAAAAAUUAGAUAUUUAAAUGAUUUUUUUAAAAGAUAUAAGCAAAAAUUUGUAAACGAUAAAAUGUAAACUUGAUCAAUUAAUAAAAAAUGUAUCAGAUAUUGGAAAUGAUGUUAGAAGAUUGAGAGGCAAGAAUAUUUAUGAAUUAUUAUAAUUAAGAAAAGAAAAAGUAUUAAAAUAAAAGGAAGAAAAUGAAUUAAAUUAAAUUUAUAUUGACUAGAGAACAUAGGAGUAUGAUCCAAAAACUGGAUAAAAAGUAACUCUGGAAAAUAAAUAUACUCCUUAAAUCACAUUUCUUUUUAAAGACGAUUAAAAUGAUUAUGAGGGUGAAAUGAAUGAAUUUUUAUGGGACGAAAAAGAAAGAUAUAAAGAUGUGUUAUUAUUAAAAGGAAAAGCUGGUUCUGGUAAAAGCAGAGCAGCAAGAAAUAUUGAAGAAUUUUUAUGGAAAUUUGAUACUUAAUAGCCAAAUUGGUAUCCAAUCUACAUUUCUUUACCUUCUUUAAAUGAUCCAUUACAUAAUUUAAUUGAUUAAGGAUUAGAAUCAGAAAAUUACAAUUUUGAUAAAUUAUAAAUAAGAGAAUUUAAAGAAGCAAUCUAAAAUGAAAAUUUAAAAAUUGUUUUGAUAUUGGAUAGUUAUGAUGAGAUGAAAAAUGAAUUUAUUUAAACAAAUUUAAUUACAACAAAUCGUUUGAGUUAAGAUCUAGGUCUUUAAGAAUCUGGAUAGAAGAUCAAAGCUAUUAUUACUUGUAGAGAAGAAAUAUUAACAUCUUUAACUUAUUAAUCUUGGUUUUAUGGAAAAAGUAUUGAUUCAUUUAAAGAGGUUUAAUUGGUUCCAUAUGAUGAAGAAUAAAGUAAUUGUUACAUUAAAUUAUUUAUUAAACUAAGUAUAAGAAGAGAAUUAUCAUAAUUUUAUGAAAUGAUUAAAUAAUUAAAAGGCAGUGGAUUUAUAUUUUCUGAAUUUAGAGACAUUUGUUUAUAACUAGACAGUUUGAUAGAGGAAAUUAUAAAAGCUUCAUAAAACUAGGAUAUUCUUGUGCAAGAUCAAGAUGCAAAAAAAAUAGUUAAAAAAUUAAAAUAAAUACCACAAUUUUAAUUUGUUAAAGACCAAUAGUUUUUAUUUUUAUAAAAAGGACUUCUUUCAUUAUGGAGUGAAUAAAAAUUCACCUAAAUAAUUGAAAAUUUAAAAAUUAACGAUUUUUUGAAAACACCAUUUAUGAUGGAGAUAAUUGUAUAAAUUUUACCAAAAAUCUCUUAAAACUAUUUAAAAUCUUCAACAAUAAGAGAAUUGUUGAAAAAUAAUUAUAAAAAUUGAAAUAUUCAAUACUUAAAUCACAGCAAGCGUUAUAAAAUUAUCGAUCAAAAAACGCAAUUAAAUUAGAAGACAUUUUUAAAGAAGUCAAUUUUAACGAAGAAAUUGAAAAACAAUUAUCUGAAAUUAUGAUUGAAUUAGAAGAUCAAGGUUUUUUUGAGAAAUACUAAAUAUCCUCUAAGGUAGAAGAAAAGGAUUCAUUCAUAAUAUAAUAAAAUGCGGAAUAUAAAUUAAAAUUUGAUGCUGAAGUAAUUUAUUAAUCUUUAAAAAUUAAUUAAUUUACUACCUAUGAUUUUUAUGAGAUGUUUGUUAAUUACUACCAUUAACAAUAGAUAUAAAAAUGGAUUGAAUUAGGAAAAAUAUCUAAUUAACAGAUGAUUUCAAUUGAUUUAUUAGAGUUUUCUUAAUCUUUAGCUUUAGAUAUGAUAAUACAUCAAUAAUUUUAAGUGAAUUAUCAGCCAAAAGGUAGAUUAAUGCUUUCUUCAAUAAGUUAAUAAAAGUAAAAAUAAUAAUUAUAAUGGGAAGAUUAAUAUUUUAGUGAAUUGGAUUCUGAUUCUGAUUACAAAAAGCUAAUAAGAAAAUGUAUUCUAUUGAGCUCUAAAGGAAGUUAACAUUCAUUUACUCAUAAAUCAAUAUAAGAAUUUUUUGUUGCAAAAUACAUAUUAUAUCAAUUAGAAAAUAUAUAUAAUAAUAAAUUGAGUGAUGAAUAAUAAAUUGAUGAAAAAUUACCUGAAAACAGUUGGAUGUACAAUAAUUUAUUUAAUAUAUCGCAUGAACAUUUUUAAGGGGCUUUAUUGUUACUUAAAGAAAAACUAUAAAAUAAAGAUGAUAUUACAAAAUUAUUGGUGUCAUUAGUUCAGCUAUCAAAGUAAAAAGACUCAAAGUUUAUUCGCAUAGCCUCAAAUUCUAUAUUUCUUUU